UCAUCAUCAUCAUUAUUAUUAUUAUGUAAUGUACAUGUACAUUUCAUGUUUUCAGAUGUUCGUACUCAGGCUAAUUACCAGUUGAUGGGUCGUCAUUUUGUUGGUCUCAUUUUCUCGUGUUUUGAAGAAAUUGAUAAAAAAUGCUCCACUAAAGUUAUCUGUUUUCAAUCAAUUCCAAAACUAAAUGAUCCUUUAAAUUAUGAUCAUGUUACAUUAGAGUGUAAGGUGGUCCCUACAGUACAGGGGACUGUGAGUCCUAUGGCUUCAUCUGGUCUCAUUAGAUUAUUAAAUAUAUUAAUUGAAGAAGAGAAACAUUCUUAUGAGAACAACCAGAAGUUUAGUAGUGAUGAGCUAACACUGUUGCAUAAUGGAGCAGUUUAUGUGCAAAGUCUGUCUCAAUUACUUCAAGUGAUUGGAGCUCCUUUAUUGCAGUUAUUACAGGAAUUAUUGAUUAAUAAUAAUAAUGUUAUUAAUAAGUUAGAGAAAGAAAGGGAUAGACUAUUAGUGUCACUAAGCACUGAGGGAGAGUCCGUCUAAUUAUUAUUAUUAUUAUUAUUAUUAUUAUUAUUAUUAUUAUUAUUAUUAUUAUUAUUAUUAAUGUCACUUUUUAUUACGACCUGCCCUUAGGUCAUUAAUAGUAAUUAUUGUUUCACAA
Molecule: messenger RNA, 655 nt
Organism: Amphimedon queenslandica
Lineage: Eukaryota; Metazoa; Porifera; Demospongiae; Haplosclerida; Niphatidae
Product: lys-63-specific deubiquitinase BRCC36-like
Exons: 5
Coding region: 46-537 (163 amino acids)
Source: RefSeq, a predicted model, not a curated record